CUUUUGUUGCUCCUCGUCAAAUUGUUGUCUGACUGCGAAUCGUAGACCGAAUUCUCGGUCUUAAUUCAACAUCCCUGAAUUUUUGACAGAUAUGGGCCAGUGAUCCCUCUGUUUCUCUCGUAGCUUUUCGCAUUCAACAGAACAUCCAAAGCGUUUUGUUCACGAUUAACAACCCCGCAAACAAUGGCCUACACGAGCCAAACAGCUUUCAGUUUGCCACAAUCAAUCAGCGUUCAAUUGCAAAGCCGCCGAAAGGCAGGCCCACGAAAAUCGAGCCAAGUUCACCCGCUGCAUAUCCCUUCGACGCCAAUCCAACGACCUGCAGACUACAUGGCAAAAAGCCGAAAUCCACGAUAUGCCGAAGCUACUGCAACGAGCGCAAGCAAGAAGCGGUCAAGGCACGAAACGAACCUGAAGGAGCAAGGUCGAUCGUCGAUAGUGACGCCGCGAUCUGAGUUGGGGACAACGCAGAAGAUCUUCAGUCGAGACAAUAUCGCGGUCCGAAGUGAUUUCGCCAGCCCCGAGCCGUUCGUCAACACGCGAUACCAUUUGGCUGGCGGACUGGACACGCCAAAAAUUGCGCGAGAGAGCAAAGAAGAGGGCCAGAGCCAGGAUGACUUUGGCUUGAGAAGGAGAUGGAGAAGCACGCAUGCAGAGUCGAUACACGACCGAACCACCCCCAAUCCGCUUUACGCCAAGGCAGAAUCACAGCAGCAACAGACUUGGAGCCAAUUUAUGAUUUCAGUCGCUGGCAAGGUCUGGUCUUUUGGAACAAGUGCAUUUAAAGGAUUCUACGCUGGCGGAGGUCAGGGCUAUGCAAUGGCUACCCCAAGGCGCGAAUCGCAACCGAGUGCCAAUAGCAGAACUUGGGAGUCGAUAAACGGGGCGCCUUCUUUAUGCUUUGGGGAAGAUUCAACACCAGUUCCGGGCUCAUUUCCCUUAGAUGAUGAUGAUUUUGAGUUUGAGCAGGAGCAAAGACCGGCGAAGCGAAUGCAUCUUGAGGACACUGAGUCACCCUGGGUGUUUGUGCCGGAUCCCAAGAAACAAGAGCUGCACGGCAAAUGGACCUUCCACCGACCACCGCCGUCUCCCAUACGGUUAGCAACCAAGGGCAGACGUUCCUUCACCCCGAACUCUCGUCGCACCUCCCACUUUGUCACCUCAAACACUUCUCCCAUGUUGCAGCGGUCAGCAUCGCAUGUUCAUCGUCGGGCAUCCUCUGAUGUUGCUGUUGUACCGAAAGAAAGCCCCUUAAGUCCAGAAGCGCGAAAGUAUCUUGCUGAAAGGAAGAGAGAUGAGAAACAGCAAGACGCAAGCAUACGGCGGAUGAAUGAGCAACUGAAGGCACUGUUGAGGGAAGGUCGGCAGGCUCUUGGCACAAAAGUAGAAGUCCUAGACGAUGAUGACAUGGAUAUGGAAGACGAGGGAUAUUUUGAGGACAGGGUGUAUUGAUCUGAACUAACUUGUGCUUCGGCUGCAAGUUGUUCUCUACGUUUGAUCUCUCGUCUAUUCCACUUUUAAGCUAUUAGCGGGUUACGAACCUCACUACGUCCGCCCUUUUUGUAGGCACUUGCCUGUUUCACUGUCGUCAGUGUUGUCGCAAUAGGACCCAUAAAAUGAAGCACGAAACACAAGGCCUCUCACACGAGGCUUUCCUUCUAGUACAGCUUUAAGGUCGCUGUGGCUGCUUCAACGCGUCUAAAAUCAAUCGUUCUCUUCAUUUCCUUCGGUCUUGAUAGGCAGCGCAUCCGCUCACGAUUGAUAUUCUCAGCUUCAGCACAUCAAAAAGCACAUGCGCUACCAUGACUUUAACGCGAGCGCUUGAAAAAUGCCUGUGAAGCAUGAGCGGGAGAUUCUGUGAGGUCCUUGGCGCUCAUGUUGGUUAGACUGGAAGAGAAGCUCCCGUGAAACAAUUUUUCCACGAAUGGAACUGACAGAAGUCCUUCCUCGGACCCACCUGAAGUCAUGGUUGCAAGGUUUACAGGGUAGUCAUAAG
This is a messenger RNA of Verruconis gallopava, 1996 nucleotides long. RefSeq lists its product as uncharacterized. The record is from RefSeq and is a predicted model, not a curated record. The coding region runs from base 184 to 1452 and encodes 422 amino acids. The transcript has a single exon. NCBI's taxonomy places the organism in Eukaryota, Fungi, Ascomycota, Dothideomycetes, Venturiales, Sympoventuriaceae.